Messenger RNA from Carcharodon carcharias (great white shark), 5506 nucleotides. Its product is annotated as protein crumbs homolog 1-like. Gene Ontology annotation, biological process: establishment or maintenance of epithelial cell apical/basal polarity; heterophilic cell-cell adhesion. The transcript is spliced from 14 exons. NCBI's taxonomy places the organism in Eukaryota, Metazoa, Chordata, Chondrichthyes, Lamniformes, Lamnidae. The coding region runs from base 22 to 4722 and encodes 1566 amino acids. The record is from RefSeq and is a predicted model, not a curated record. Gene Ontology annotation, cellular component: protein-containing complex; plasma membrane. Gene Ontology annotation, molecular function: calcium ion binding.
AGGCUGCAUGCUUCAGUAACCAUGGAAGUAGAGAGAACUUCUUCCCAUUUUCAGUUCUCUGCUGAGCUGAUUCUGCUGUUCCUCUUCAUUUGGGGUAAUUUCUGUUCUCCAGAUGUCAACAAGUGCUCAUCACAACCAUGCCAGAACAAUGGGAUUUGCAUUGAUGGUCUGAAUAACUACACUUGUCAUUGUCAACAGGAUCCUGUGAUCUACAUGGGGAAGAAUUGUGAACUACAGUACAAUGCCUGUCAUUUUGACCUAUGUAUGAAUAACAGUACCUGUGAAAGUACACCAGGAAGCCUGCAGUACAACUGCACCUGCUUACCUGGUUUUGAAGGUACUCAAUGCGGCCUAAAUAUAAAUGAAUGCGAGAGCAAUCCUUGCCAAGGACCUCAUGUUGAUUGCAUCGAUAGAGUGAAUGGAUACAGUUGCCUGUGUUCACCAGGGUAUGAAGGGGAAAACUGCACGACAGACAUUAAUGAAUGUCUGGUCAACUCAUGCAAGAACAAUGGAACUUGCUUGGAUGGAAUUGGGAAUUAUACCUGUGAUUGUCAACCCGGUUACACAGGGGUUAACUGCGAAACCGAUAUUGAUGACUGUGCAUCAAAUCCUUGUUUAAAUGGGGCUCUAUGUGUUGAAGGGAAAAAUGAAUAUAAAUGCUUCUGUGUUCCUGGAUACCAAGGGCCUAACUGUGAAAUUGACAUCAAUGAAUGUGCAUCCAGACCAUGCAGAAAUGGGGCUACCUGCAUCCAUGAUGUGGAUCGAUACUUGUGUGUUUGUCUUCUUGGCUACAAAGGUCUGAACUGUGAAGUUGAAAUAAAUGAAUGUGAGUCUAACCCCUGUCAGCACGGUGCUACAUGUAAAGACAACAUUGCGUUCUAUGACUGUAUUUGCGCUUCUGGGUAUGAGGGACUUAACUGCGAGACAGAUAUUGAUGAAUGUGCCAGCAAUCCAUGUAUCAACAGAGGAACAUGCAAGGACAUGGUCAAUGGUUACACGUGUGACUGCACUGACACAGGAUUUGUGGGCAUUAACUGUGAGAUAGACAUCCCGGAGUGUGCAUCGAACCCCUGCAUGAACAAUGCCACUUGUCUGGAAGGAGUGAAGAAUUAUACUUGCCUCUGCUGGGCUGGUUACACUGGGCCACACUGUGAAGUUGAUAUCAAUGAAUGCACAAUGGAGCCUUGCAUGAACAAUGGCACAUGUCUGGAACGCUCCACUGAAGAACAUUAUGGCAAGCUCCCACAAUUCAACUCCACCUUCAGUUACGCCAAUGCUUCUGGUUACCUUUGCCUUUGUCAACUUGGCUUUGCAGGAGAGCACUGCACAUUAAACAUUGAUGAAUGCGAGUCUGGUCCUUGUAUGAAUAGAGGCACUUGUGAAGAUCAAAACAAUGGAUUCCAAUGUCAUUGUACACCUGGAUUUACAGGGCUGAUAUGUCAAAUUGAUAUCAAUGAAUGCGAGAGCAAUCCUUGUGAAAAUGGAGGCACUUGUGAAGAUGUUAUUGCAGACUACACAUGUCAUUGCCCUGCAAUGGAUGAAGAUGGUGUCAAAUGGGGAGGAAAGGACUGUUCAAUUCAACUAGCUGGCUGCACUGAGCACCACUGUCUUAAUGGAGCAACGUGCAUCCCAACCUUGGUGGAUGACGUUCACAGUUACGUCUGCAAAUGUCCUCCUGGUUUUUAUGAUGCUACUUGUUCAAUGCCAACAACUUUCUCCUUAUUCAGUGGCUACGUGAUUGUACAAAUGCCAAAUAUUAAUCAGAGCAGAACAUCAGCACGUGAUGAGCCAUUUAGCAGCAGUUUCCGCUUUAGGACAACAAUACCAAAUGUACUAUUAUUCUAUCGAGGAGAUCUACUCAAUGAAUACAUACAUAUUCAACUUUAUAGUGGCCAGCUCAUGGCCAUAGCGGUGAUAAGUGGUCAGAUAAUUAGCAUUUCAUUCACUCAUCAAGUUAAUGAUGGUGAGUGGCAUCAGUUAAGAGUUGUUCUGGGGGAAAGUUUUGUGGUAAACCUAACACAUCCUAGUUGUCUAAACUACACUUGUUCAAACUCAAAGAUCAUUGAAUCAUCUACCCUUCCUUCGCCGAGUUCAUUUAGGACAGCACACAUUGGUGGCUACCCAGGAAUGUACUUUUCAAUUCAGGAUUAUUUUACUGGUUGCUUGCAGGAUUUGGAAAUUGAUAUCAGGACUAUAUCGCCACAAACAGUUUCAGAAAAUAUGUCACAGAAUUUUACUCUUGGCUGCAAGAAGACAAACUGGUGCCACCAGAACCCAUGUAACAGUAAUGGGAAGUGUGUGGAUCUGUGGACGAACUAUAAGUGCGAUUGUUACCGGCCAUUUGUAGGUCCCACGUGCAUUCACGAAUUCAUCUCCGCAACAUUCAGCAAUGAGAAUUCAAGCAGUUCUGCCUCUUUCAUUGUCACCGACAAUCCAGGCACAAAAUUUGUUAUUUCUUUUUUCAUGCGCACACUAAAGGAAGACGGCUUCCUAUUACAACUCAACCGUGGUAUGGUUCCUUAUCUCACAAUAUACCUGAACAGCAGCAGCAUUUAUAUCAAGACAAAAACCAUGCGGGUCGACUCAUCCAUGAAUCUUGCCGAUGGCAUUAAACGACUGAUAGAAAUUCGUUUUGAUGAAGGUUGGUUAACUGUUAGCCAAUCAGAUGUUAUUCUGCUAGACUAUCUGGUAUCUUCUGUGAAGAUUCAACCUUUCGACAUUGUCCACAUUGGUCAAGAUCCAAUUGAUUCUGCUGCCUGGGGAGGACCUUUCAAGGGUUGCCUGCAGGAUGUAAGGCUCAACACUAACCAACUGGAGUUUUACCCCCUGGCAAUCGGAAAUUACAGCUCAUCACUGGAUGUUUACAAGAAUAAAACACUUGUAAACGUGAUCAAGGAAUGCAUCAGUGAUAAUUCUUGUAUGACUGCUCCUUGCCAAAAUGGAGGCAAUUGUACUGUGAUAUGGAACAAUUUUGAAUGCAAAUGUCCAAAGGCGUACACUGGAAGGACCUGUGAAAAGAGAGUGUGGUGUGAGACUGAUCCGUGCCCUGCAGGAUGUCACUGUCAGAACCUUGCAGGUGGAUACGAAUGUUAUGCUAAUGCAACAUUUCAAGGUGAUAAUCCAAUGGUAUACAUUGGCAACAAGUUAAUCACAAGAGAUCUCAUAAGCAUUUCUAUGGACUUCAAAACAAGAGAUGUGGAUGCUGUUCUGCUGCAGGCCAGCAAUGGUGCCGACUCUAUUUGGUUUGGUAUCCAUAAUUCUCACUUGCAGUUCAAUCUGUAUAGUGGAAACAGCAUAGAAGCCCUCACUCUUUCUGACAAAAUCAACGUUUCAGAUGGACGAUGGCACUCAGUGAUUAUUACUAUGGUGGAGCCUUUGACAAUGUCAUCAAGGUGGAUCAUGAUUGUUAAUGGAAAUUCCAAUUCUACCAGUCCAAUCACUGCUGGGAACUUAAAUUUUCUUCAAAGCAACGUGAAUAUAACACUAAGCAACAAUUUUACUGGUUGUCUUGGUGUGGUUAAAAUUGGUGGAAUAUACCUGCCUUACUUCAAUCAAAAAUUUUUAACAAACAAUGAACAGUUUCUUAUGGUGAGCAGUCCCCCAACUCAAAUUGGAUGCUUUGGCAAAGAAGUAUGUUCCUCAAAUCCGUGCCAGAAUAAUGGAACAUGUGAGGACCUAUUUGACCUUUACCAGUGUAACUGUGAUGCAGGGUGGGAAGGCACAAGAUGUGAAUUCAACAUUGAUGACUGCAGGUCCAGUCCCUGCAUUCAUGGUAAUUGCAGCGAUUUGGUGGACAGUUACCAGUGUAGCUGCGAUCGGGGCUAUACCGGGAUAAACUGUGAGAAUAACAUAGAUGACUGUGUGGACCACAAAUGUAGAAACAACGGAACCUGCGUGGACAGUAUCAACUCAUACGUUUGCAACUGUGCGGACCAGUUUACUGGACAAUACUGCGAAUGGUUCUACCCACCAGUCAAAUGUGGAGAGAGUUUCAGCUGUAACAAUGGAGGGCUUUGCACUGAUGGUUUGUGGGGUGCCAAUUGUACAUGCCAGCCAGGCUUCACUGGAAUAAGGUGUAAAGAGGAAGUCAAUGAAUGUGAUUCAAAUCCCUGCCAGAACGGAGGGACCUGCCAGAACCUGGUCAACAAGUUUGUCUGCAUCUGUGGAGCCAAUUAUGCAGGCAAACAGUGCGAGCUUGAUAGAGGGAAAAAGCCUGACCCUGUCCCGCUACUGGCAAUAGCUGUGCCGGUGGUGUGUGGGAGUGUGCUGCUGAUUGUAAUAGCUCUUAUAUUUGUGGUUCUUACUGCACGUAAAAAGCGCCAGACAGAAGGGACCUACAAUCCAAGCCAACAGGAAGUGGCAGGGGCUCGACUGGAGAUGGAUAGUGUCUUUAAAAAUGAAAAUGUAUUACUCGAGUCCAGAUACGUGCUGUUGGACAAGGACAAUAAACAAUCUAACUCUCUCGCUUCCAUUUUGCUCAACGAUAAUGUUCUACAACAGCAAGGAACUAGCCAGAGAAGUUACACUUCCAUUAUCACUGGUUCUGUGGCUGCAGCUGGAGGAUUUGUCAUCUUCAUCAUUGCCGUCAUAGUCCUGGUGGUCGCUAUGAGAAAGAAGAGGGCAACCCAGGGAACCUAUAGCCCGAGUCAGCAGGAAAAGGAUGGAGCAAGAGUGGAGAUGUGGAACAUAAUGAAGCCUCCACCAACAGAAAGGCUCAUUUGACUCUCAUUAAAAACAGGAGACAAUUACACAGAGGCUUAUUAAUCUGUACGGAACUGAAGGCAUGGGUCUCAGGUGGUAAAGAGUGAUCCAAAAUAGUUCAGUCCAGUUAAAACUAGACUCCAGCAUUAAGUAUGGCUAAGCUGGUAAGACCUAAAUUGAUAAAUGUGCGGAAAUAGAUUAAUCUCAGAGGAAUGCAACUGGUUAAAGUCAAAUUAUCAACUGCAAUGAUGUGAUUUUACACUAAAUAUCACCACGGAAGUUUAAAGAACUUUCUAAAUAACUGUUGGCUCCAAUGACUAUGUGGCACAGCUUGAAUUAUAAUCAAGACUGUCGACUGUUUGCUGCUUCUAAGAUUAACUACUGAAUAGAUCCAUUUUACUUUUUCUGACUGGUUGCUUUCAAGAUAAUUACAAGUGUAUAGAUUUUUAAUCAAAUGCUUUGUUUCCACUCAAUUUACAGCACAGUCUCCACAGUAAUGGGACAUGAAAUGAAACCUAUUUUAAUAUUGUAUUCCUACAUUAUGUAAUGAACUGGUAGGUAGCAGUAAUAAAAUGAUUACAAACACAGAACAGGGAAUGAUCACAUCAAACAACAAGGUGGUAAGUGAAUUCUAGGUUAGGAGAGAUGAGCGCCUGCGCUCAGAUUCAAAUGUAUCCAUUUCAAUUUCGGGGAAGGUAAGGAACCAAUGCACUGGAAACUCUGAAUACUUUGAAUGUGAAACGAGAACACAAGUACUACAUGCAACACUAUAUCUAAUCUUAUACCAUUUCAAAUAGAAUUUACU